UCACAAAACAAAAUAAAACUAGGGUCAGUUUUGUAAAAAAGGGGGUGCCCAUACUAAUUUGGGAGGUGCCUCAACUAAUGCCCUAACUCCAAGCUGCAGCGAGCACACAAUCUGCAGCGUACACUGUCUUUGAAGUAAUCGCCGCUACUACUAUUCCUAACUCCAAUCUGCAGCGGCGGGGCAGCCAUGCCUAAGCACUACAGGCCUGCGGUGAGCUAACGAGUCUUCUCCUGCUUUCUUUUUGAUUCGUCAGUAUCCAACGGUUGCUUAUAUUUUCGUGUUUCAGGGCAAGAAAAAGGAAGGGAAUGCAGCCAGAUUCAUUACAAGAUCAAAAUCUAUCAAGGAACUCCAAGUCAGUAUAUCACUUUUCAGGAAGCUAUGCAUCCUCAAAGGUAUAUUUCCACGAGAACCAAAGAAGAAAGUGAAGGGAAACCAUCAAACAUAUUAUCACACGAAAGAUAUUAUGUUCCUUAAACGAGAACCACUACUUGAGAAGUUCAGAGAGAUGCGUGCUUAUGAGAAGAAGGUUAACAAGGCAUUGGCCAAGAAGAACAAGGAUCUUGCUGACCGCCUGUUGGCUUCAAAACCUACCUAUACUUUAGAUAUGCUUAUCCGAGAGAGGUAUCCAAAAUUCAUUGAUGCAUUAAGAGAUUUGGAUGAUUGUCUGAGCAUGGUGCACCUGUUUGCUGCAUUGCCUGCAGUACGAAGAGAAAAUAUUCCAGUAAAACGUAUCCAUAACUGUCGAAGGCUGAGUCACGAGUGGCAAGCAUAUGUUUCUCGCACCCAUAAACUACGAAAAGCAUUUAUAUCUGUUAAAGGAAUAUAUUAUCAGGCUGAGAUCGAAGGGCAAAAAAUCACAUGGCUAACUCCCCAUGCCCUACAGCAAGUACUACCUGAUGAUGUUGAUUAUAAGAUAUUGCUGACUUUUUUGGAAUUUUAUGAGACGCUCCUUGCUUUUGUCAACUUCAAGCUUUAUCAUUCAUUAAAUGUUAAAUAUCCACCUAUCCUUGACUCUCGCCUCGAAGAGUUAGCAGAUGAUCUGUAUGCACUGUCGAGGCUAUUUGAUGCAAGAAACAGAGCUUCUGGUGUGGAGUCUGGUGUGGAGUCUGAAGCCAUUGAUCUAUCUGAGUCUGUGAAGACUGAUGAUCAGGAUGCACAGAGAGAGCUUGAGGAGUCGGAUCUGAGACUUGCACAGCUUCAACACCAACUUCCUUCAAAUGAGCCAGGUGCUUUGAUGCACCUACUUAACGAGGAAGCUGGCGAAGAUGAUGAUGAUGCUGAAACAAAGGAAUGCAAGUCCCUCUUGGAAGGAUUGACAUUCUUCCUAAGUCGUGAGGUUCCCAGGGAGUCUCUUCUUUUUGUUAUCCCUGCUUUUGGUGGUAUUGUCUCGUGGGAAGGAGAAGGAGCCCCAUUUAAUGAAUCUGAUCAGAGUAUUACUCAUCAGAUCGUUGAUAGGCCAACACAGGGUCGCAGAUUUCUUUCUCGGGAAUAUGUUCAACCACAGUGGGUUUAUGAUUGCAUAAACAAUCGCAUCAAAUUGCCUACUGAGCCUUACUUUGUUGGGAGGGUCCCCCCUCCACACUUGUCUCCUUUUGUUGACAAUGAAACAGAAGGUUAUAUGCCUGAAUAUGCUGAGACCAUCAAGCGAAUUUGCACUGCUGCAACAAAAGAAGUCCUCCCAAUGCCUGGUCUUGGUGCAGAAGAUUUGGAUGAUCCUCAGAAUAGACUGAUGGAGGGUAUUAGUGACCGUGCAAAAGCUAUUGAAGCUGAUCAGAAAAAGCAAAUUAUGUCUGCUCUAGAGAAGCAGUAUCAUGAAGAAUUAAAAAAGGAGCUUCAAGGCGUUCAAUACUCAGCACUUUCCAAAGAGAGUGAGAAUAAUCUUUCAGAGGACAACAAUGCUAGUCCUGAAUUUGUUCCUGAUACACAACAAAUUGUCAAUGAUGAUGAGACAAUGUCCAAAAUUGGCAUGUCCCGCAAAAUGAGGAAAAUCAAAGAGGCAAUGGAGAUUGGAAUAAAACGUAAGAAGGAUAAAGUCGCUCGCUUGGAGGAAAGGAGGAGAGAGAUUAAGAAGUCCAAGAAAUCUGAAACCAGUUGAAUUUAUUUACUACCUCUGGGAAUUUUUCAUUGCACUUUUUUUUCAAAGUUUAUGCACUGUUUUGCGCAAACAGAUGAGAAGUUUUGUCCCCCACAUUCCGGUGGGCUUUUUAUUGUGUUUAAUCCAACCAUCUUUUAUGCUCCAGUUUUGUAUAUCAAAUACUAGCAUCGAAUUUCAUUAUAUUACAUGUUUUGCGCUUUAAAAUUUCUUAAAAAAACAGUUUAAGAUUACUUUAAGCGUGAUUUUC
Messenger RNA from Cuscuta europaea, 2342 nucleotides. The record is from the annotation of a GenBank genome assembly. NCBI's taxonomy places the organism in Eukaryota, Viridiplantae, Streptophyta, Magnoliopsida, Solanales, Convolvulaceae.